GCUGAUUUUGAUGCACGUUUUUUUUCGUUGAUCGUGGAAUCAACAAAUUGAAUUUUGAAAAUUAUUUUUUCUUGGUUAAUUUUUCUGGUUUCAUCAUCAUUAUGUUUGAUCGAACAUUAUUUCAUCGUUCAAUAUCCGAAACAAUAGAUUGUUGGCCAUCUUUUCAGAUUUCCAUUUCAAAUGGUAUGGGUGGACCAAAUCAAUCAGCCAAAAUUGAAUGGCUUUGUGAUUCAAUUGUACAAUUAUUUCAUGAUAAUAAUAAUCAACUUAUUGUUCAAGAUGUCAGUGAUUUUAUAGCCGAAAUAUUAGACAAUGAAUUUGAUACUAUUAUUGAAGAUGGUUCAUUAGAAAUGAUAUCAACAAGUAUUUUGGGUUAUUAUCAAAAAAUUUUAUCUGGUGAUCAUGAUUAUAUCCGAGAUAAAUUAAAACAAACAAAAGAAAAAUAUGAAGAGAAAAAUCCAAAAAAGAACCAAGAAGAACAAACUUUGACAAUGCAAUCAUCAUCAUCAUCAUUACUAUUGUCCGAACAACAAACAAAUGAUCAGCGAAUGAUGUCGGCCACAUCGGAUUCAUUAAUGAUGAUGGAUGAAGAUAAUAACGAUAAUCAUGGUCAUAAUGAUAAUGAUAAUAAUGAAGAUGAUGGUUGGACGGUUGUUCGGAGAAAAAAAUGACAAAUAUUGUAAUUUUUUUUAU
Molecule: messenger RNA, 693 nt
Organism: Dermatophagoides pteronyssinus (European house dust mite)
Lineage: Eukaryota; Metazoa; Arthropoda; Arachnida; Sarcoptiformes; Pyroglyphidae
Product: pre-rRNA-processing protein TSR2 homolog
Source: RefSeq, a predicted model, not a curated record